Molecule: messenger RNA, 706 nt
Organism: Daucus carota subsp. sativus
Lineage: Eukaryota; Viridiplantae; Streptophyta; Magnoliopsida; Apiales; Apiaceae
Product: cell wall / vacuolar inhibitor of fructosidase 1
Exons: 1
Coding region: 99-614 (171 amino acids)
Biological process (GO): negative regulation of catalytic activity
Molecular function (GO): enzyme inhibitor activity
Source: RefSeq, a predicted model, not a curated record
ACAACAUCUUACUUAUGUAACACAAAUCAUCACUACUACUAUUAUCAACUCAAUCAUUCCCUCUCAUUUCUCUCUAGUACCAAACAUUCUCCAACAAAAUGUUGAUCAAUCUUUCAUUUAUAAUCCUGCUUCUUGUACUGAGCCCAUGCUCCUUACUAGUCAAGGCACAGCAUCAAACCAACAGCCUCAUAUUAGACACAUGCAAGAAAACUCCCAACUAUGCACUCUGUGUCUCGACUCUAAGAUCAAAUCCUCAUAGCUCGACAGCAGAUGUGGCCGGUCUAGGCCUGAUCUUGGUUGGCGCUGUGAAGGCCAAGUCCACCGCGGGGCUCAAGACCAUCAGUGAGCUUUCGAGGGCCAACCCGGCACUGAAAAAGAGGCUGAGCCAGUGUAUGGAGGAUUACAAGAUGAUACUGAGUGCAUUUAUCCCGGAAGCAGAGCAGGCCAUAGGAGGAGAUCCUAAGUUCGCUGAAGAUGGAAUGAAUGGAAUUGCAGACGUGACUGCGCAGUGUGUGAAGAGCCUUCAGGGAGUUCGAGCCCCGUUGCCUAGUACUAAUAAACUUGUACAUGAUCUUUCUCUUGUGACUGUUUCCAUUAUCAGGACAAUGUUGUAAUUCACAGGACUCUCAUAUCUACAAAGACAAAUGUGUGUCUGCGUAGGUACUGAUUUCUGUUUCGCAUAUAUAUAUAUAUAUCUGCAAGAAAA